This is a messenger RNA of Acaulospora morrowiae, 1196 nucleotides long. The record is from the annotation of a GenBank genome assembly. NCBI's taxonomy places the organism in Eukaryota, Fungi, Glomeromycota, Glomeromycetes, Diversisporales, Acaulosporaceae.
GUUCAGAAAUAGCUUGUGGAGUAGCUUAUGGAAUAGGGCAUGGAAGUAGCAUUUUGGAUAUACUUGCUCGGCCGAUCGAUUGUGACGCAACGAGUCUACCGAUGAGCGCGCUACAGUACUCUUCUACACAGUCUUCACCCACCACUCCCACUAUAACUCAAACGCAGCUUUAUCCUCAACAUAUAAUGUCUUUACAGCCACCGUCUCCACAACCUGCAAAGAUGAGUACUAAUACUUUUGUUCAUAAGCUAUACAAUAUGGUUGUCGACAAACAAUACCAACACCUUAUUGCUUGGAAUUAUACUGGGUCAUCUUUCAUAGUGUGUAAUAUUAUGGAAUUUUCUCGUGAUGUGCUGCCGAAACAUUUUAAGCAUAACAAUUUUUCAAGCUUCGUACGCCAAUUGAACAUGUAUGGUUUUCAUAAAGUUAAUAAGUCACCUCGUGGCCAUCGCACAUUGGCUGAAAAUCAAAUAUGGGAAUUCUCUCAUGCAAAAUUUUUACGUGGGCGUCCUGAUUUACUAGAUGAUAUUAAGCGUAAGGCUAUGGAAUCAGAGACUCUAAGACGAGAGACGGGUGAUUUACAUGCUCUCAUUGCAAUGAUGCAAGUUGCACAGAAUGAGCUGACACAGCAAAUUAGACAGUUACAAGAGAAUUUUGCGGAGGUAAUGAGAGACUUAACUGAGACGAAGAAAAAGCAGACGAUCCAACAAGUUUGGAUGAAAAAUAUGGUGGAAUAUAUUUCACAGCAGCAUGGAACCGCCUCGUCGAUUCCGCUUGAACUAAAUUUGGAGAGUUUUGAAAGCAAACCAGAACCCGAACGCCCGCCGAUAUAUAUUACCUCAGCGGAACAUCAAAAUAUGAGUUAUAUGAUCUCUCACAGUAAUAUUCCAUCGCGUCCGUCGACGCCAUUGACAGUAGACACGAGUAUAGUCAGUUCACCUAGUCAAACUGGUUCACAUGGUCAAAGUCCAAAUCGUGUUAUGAACAUUCAACUCCCCUCUGGGAGUCCUUUUUUGGAUAAUGCCAUAUUAUCAAAUACUCCUCUGUCUCCUAAUUCCUUUAAUACCUUCACUACGGCCAUAAACACUCCUUUACCACCCAGUCCAUCGCCAGGUUCACCGAUGGGUCAUCUUUCCGAUGAUGAAAUGGAUAGUUCUUACUACUGUGCAAGCCCUGGUGAUACUUAUAUUAACUAG